CAAAAGUGAUAGAAAAUAUUGGAUUCUGACAACGAAGGAUUUUUGACGUUCCUUUAGGACUGUGACAACAAGAUAGAAAUUGGAAGUAAACAUCACUCUGGAAUUAAUAAGCUGAAAAUUUGGGCUGAUUCCUAAGCGAGGAGAUGAUUCGCACAUAUCGUAUCCGAUGAGAAGCUGAAAGAACCCCCUCCACACACUCCUCAUUGAUUUUGAUUCCAACUGAUUCCAAUGGGAGGAUGUUAUUUGCACUAUGAAUCCUGCUGAUGAGAAAGAAGUUGAAAAACUGCAACGAGAAAAAAGAAAAGCAGAAAGGAAUAAUAACCUGAGGGAAGUAGCUGUGUUGUGUAAUUGCAUUGGAGAGAUAUUAGCUAAAAGUGCCAGGUAUGAGGAAGCCAUUGUAGAGCAUGAGGCUGAGCUCGCCAUCCAUGAAGCUCUCCAUGACCGAAUUGGAUGUGCUGUAGCAUGUCGUAAGGUUGGAGAAUGCUACUGCGGACAGGAGAGGUAUGAGGAGGCGCUACAGCUUCAGCAGCGCCAUCUCAACCUUGCAAAGUCCUGUCAGAACCUACUGGAGGAGCAGAGGGCAUGGGCCACCAUUGGCAGAACAUAUUUGUUUCAGAUUGAAACGUCAAAAGGGAAAAGUGUGAGAGAAGGGUCCAUCAAACGUGCUAAGGAUGCAUUCUUCAAGAGUUUGGAGGUGUGUGAAAAACUCAAGAGCUCUGUUCAAAAUGUGGAGUACAUGGAGAUGAAGGCGAGAUUGUACCUCAAUCUUGGUCUAGUGUUUGACAGCUCCGGUGAUCUCCAGCAAUGUGCAGAGUUCAUGAAGAAAGCUAUCAGUAUAUCACAAAAGCACAGCCUGCAUAGUGAUUUGUAUCGAUGCCAGGUCUCGUUAGCUAGCAUGUACCAAAGGGGAGGUAACCUCAGCCAAGCCCAGCGCUAUCUGGAGGCCGCACACAAGUCUGCCAUAAAACUCAAGGAUAAAUCUCUGGAGAGUGAAGUCUUUUCACAAAAAGCUAUAAUAAGUUUGUUAUUGGGAGACUACAACAGCAGUAAACAUGCAUUAAAGAAAACCUACAAGCUUGGAGCUCUGACACAGGAGGAGAAAGACAGGAUUUUCAGGAUAUUCAAAGCAGUGUCCAAAAUGGAAGAUGCUUCAUUGUCACUAAGUGAUUUGCCUGAAGGAGAACCUGUUAAGAAGCUAAAACUGUAUGAAACAAUGGGGGACUGCUCUGCUGAAAUUGGAAACUUCAAGCAAGCAUUGGAGUAUUACUCCUCAAUGUUGACCUGUGCAGAAGCCAUGCAGAAACCUAAGAAGGAGAUGAUCCCGAUUUACGUGUCUCUUGCCCAGACGUAUGCCGAUGAUAAACAGUUCACGCAGGCCAUAGAGUACUAUAACAGAGAACUGAUGUGUCGCAAGGAUGACCAGGAGCAGAUGUGUCGAACGUGGAUCAACAUAGCUGAAUGUCAGGAACAGAGAGGAGAUAAAUAUGAUGUUGUCAGCGAUUCUCUAGUCAAAGGCUUUCAUUGUGCAAAAGAUGCUAAACAUCGUAAACUACAGGUGUUUGUCCUGAAGUCUCUGGUUGAGGUCCAGAAAGCAUAUAAACAGUCCACCAAACAAAUAGAAGAAAAGUGUCGUCGGUUGAAGGACAAGUACAAUGUGACUAGUGACGAUGAGCUGUCGGAGGAAGAGCGUGACUCACAAAGGUCUGAUGAUACGGAGGAUGACGGCAACCUUAGCAUCGAUGACUUGACCGAAUCAGAGCAUAGUUCCAGCGAUGAAGAAAAUAUUGUAAAGAGGGUAACAGUGCCAGUCCGUGGUGUAGCCAAGAGACUGACAACAAAGAGAAACGAAAAGGGUGAAACUGCCUUACACAAAGCUUGCAUAUCAGGAAAUCUGAAAAAAGUGAAAAAGCUUAUUGAGCAGGGUCACCCUGUCAAUCCACGGGAUUACUGUGGGUGGAUUCCGCUCCACGAGGCAGCCAACCAUGACCAUAGUGAGAUUGUAAGCUAUCUGUUGGAGCAUGGAGCAGCAGUCAAUGACCGCGGGGGUCAGCACUGUGGAGGGGUCACCCCGCUCAUAGAUGCAGCCAACUGUGGCAACCUGGAUGUGAUGAGAGUCUUGAUUGAUCACAAGGCCAACGAACUGGCCAAGGAUGAUGAGGGUAACACAGCUCUGUCCUGUCUGAGGCAGUGGAGGGAGAGAUGUGAAGAUGCUUUGGAGAGCCAUGUACUGAAGACUUAUGAGGAGCUACACAGAUUGCUGAGUUCACCUGCCCGUGGAGGGCCAGCAGCCAGCAGAUCUCCAGAGGUCUUAUCGUCCCAGUUAUCUCUCCUGUCGAGGAGGGCCAAGGGUGUAGAUAAUACUUCACCAGACAUUGGUUCCCUCACCAGACCUGUCAGGGCCAGAACGAAAAAGAGCCUCAGUAUGAGGAGAACUAUGUCUUCUGAUGAGUCUGGUGAUAGUGAUACAGAAAAUAUUGCAAGAAAAAAGAUGCCGUCCCCAGCACCACCACUAGUAGAUGAUGAUGAUGAUAGUGAGGAGCUGUACCCUAACCCUUUAUCACCAGUAACUCCGGUAACCUCCAAUGCCACCCAGUCCUACAGACAGGCCAUCCAUCAGAUAGGAAGUAGUGCCAGGCGGCGUAAGGCAUCACAUCAGUCCAGUCACGCCACAAAGUCACACCACAGCAACAGUACUGCUGCCCUAAUAUCCGCAGAGGAAUUCGUUGAUGAUGAUUGGUUGAUAGAUGAUCUUCAGCCAAUGAAACGAAGGAGGAUCGAUGUAGGAAAUGUAUUUUCAACAUCUGGUAUAAGAAACAAGAGCUCACAAAAGGAGAAAAGAAACGUUAUAAACUCUGACAGUGAAAGUGACGAGGAGACGACAGUGGAAAAUGCUGAUUUACUAAUGGAUACCGGGCUGAUUGGUUCACAAAACACGAGCAAUGACAAUGGUGUUAGUGACAAUACAAACCUGGAGAGUGAUACUGAAGACAUAAUGCUGCUAAAUGAGGAGGAGUAUGUCUCUGAUGACUUACCUCCCCUUACUUUGAGAACUUCAAGGUCUAGUAGACCUAAUAUUCUGUCACAGGUAUCUAUACCGGGUCUGUCCACACCCAAUGUGACAGACGUACGUGGCAUGACCAGUAAACCAAGACAGAUGAGGAUGACUCAGUUUGCGAUCAGACAGCCAGACAGCUCACAAUCCAGCCUGCCAUCAGAGCCUCUCUCCCAGACCAGUGGGGUCAGUUCGAAUUUGGCAUCAACUGCAGCAGUAGGUCAGGUUAUGAGGGUCAAGGUCAGAGUCAAGGACAAACUCCUACUGGUACCAGCUCCUAAUGGUGGCGAGGGUAAGACUAUUGGAUGGCUGGCCCACGAGUCGUCUCAGAGGUACUAUAGUCUAUGUGGUCUACGGCCCUUCCUCACGCUCACAACAAAGGAUGGGGCUUUCCUUGCACCUGAUGACCCAAUCAGUCUCGUCUUGUCAGCAGAUGAGGAGGUCCAAGCUAGUGUAGACAGCUGGGACAUGCCCCCUCUGUCACAGCGGUACGACCAGGCCUGUAGAACUCUUCACACAGUGAGCUACAGGAAUGUCAGAACCAUCCUACAGGGCUGUGACACAAGUGGUAACCUGGAACUGCAGAAUUUGGCGUUGAGACCUGCUCAAGUCAUCCCAGUUUUCAGAGCAAUACAGUGUCAGUCUAACCUCAAGGACCUCAAUCUUACUGGUAACAGAGUUGGAGACACUGGACUGGAGGGACUUCUGAAUGUGCUGGGUUCCCUUCCCAAUCUUACAUCAUUGUUUCUGGCUGGAAACAGAAUCACCAGUGUAGCAGUCAAACAGUUGGGAGACACACUGACAGGUGCUGUGUCUACUGGGGCCGUUCUACAGAAUCUGAGUUGCCUGGACCUGAGCCACAAUUCCUUGGGAGACUCCAGUUGUCAGUAUCUAGCCACCGUCGUAGCAUGUCUACCCAGCAUCACCAACCUUAACCUUUCGUCAUGUGACCUCAGUGCCAAGUUCUUCCAGCAGCAUCGGGUCAAGUUGGCAACGGCCCUUCAGAAAUGUGACCUCCAGUGUGUCGACGUGUCCUGUAACAAGUUUGGCGCCCUGGGUAUAGAGCUGCUCCUGAUGAGUCUCAAUGCUGCCAGGCUUAUCCAGCUAAAUGUAGCAGGCAACAUGACGACUGCCAGUGCAUCCUCGCAUCUACUGCUGCACCUGCAGAAUUACCUCUCUCAGGAGAAUUGUGCCCUAGAAGAGUUGGAUAUUUCAAGUUCUCAUAUAUGUUCUGAAGAUUUAGACUUCAUUGUGAGGAUACUGGAAUCUGGAAAAUACCUUAAGGAUUUGAGACUUUCUGGGAAUUCCAAAUUGACUAAUUCAGUUGUACGUCGCAUUCUGGAGAAGUCGGGUCAGAAUGACACCAAAUUGGACCAAUUAAGUGUGGAAGGGUGUGGCCUCAAGUCUCCAUUGGAUACCCCCUUCCUUGAUGCUGUAUCUGAUAAGCUGGCCACCUCCCACCCACUCCGUAGCCUGAGUUUUACUUGUAUAGGUUUAGACAAGGUAGACAUUGAUAGCCUGAGUCAGAUCUGGUUGGAACAGUGGAAAGACAUUGGUCAAGUGGAUGUCACUGAUUUGUCAGUGAAACUUCAGGUGUUAGACAUGUGAAAGAUUUCUGUGUAGGAUAUAUACCAUUCAUUUGAAGGGUCAGGACAUUUUGUUGUUUUCAUUUUGUAUAUGUGAUACUGUAUGUAUGUGUGAUACUGUAUGUAUGUGUGAUACUGUAUGUGGGUGUGAUACUGUAUGCAUGUGUGAUACUGUAUGCCGGGAAACUUUCACUAAGUUAAAUUUUUGCCCUUCACUGAAAGAAUCCGUUUUCGCUCUUCACAUGUUACUAAGUAUGCAUAGUAUGUUGUGUACUUUUCCCUGUCCUGAUAAAUUGGUCUCCAUUCCGUUGGGCGAAAACAGGAAAUGAAACUGUGGCGAAAAUUUUCUUAUACACAAUAAUUGACCGGAGUUAAAAGUCAUCUACAGUGUCAUAAGUUUUUUCAGGUUUUCAUGAAUUCAUGUUUUAAACUUUGCAUAUAUCAAUGUUACUUAAGUUACAUCAUCACACACAAAAUUUGAAUGAUUAACCUGGAUUUUUUCGUACUUUGUAGCAUGCCCCUCAUCAGUUGCCCUUAUCUUGGCAGUUUGGAGUGAAGUGCGUUUAUGGAGUGAGAGACAUACAUAUAUGUUGUACAGCUUCAAUAAGUUCCUGUCGUGUUUUGAUGUUGUCUUGCACUUCGUUGUAGACAAGUGUAAAUUUUUCUCCACAGAUUUUGAGACAUAAAAAAUGAUAAUUAUAUCAGGAGGUUGUGAAGGGCAUGGUAAACAAUAUAGUUUUCAGUUUUCCAUUGCUGAGCCAUCACAGACAUGUGGGCAGGGUGAUUGUCAUCCUGAAAUAUCCAGGGUUUGCUUUUAAGAUCUUCUGCUACAACUUGCCAAAAUUACUGAUCCAACAAUACAAUAUAAUUAUUAGUAAUAAGAUUUUCUCCAAUGUAAGGCAAACUCUUGGUUCCCGAUGCACAAAGACAACCCCAAAACGAGACAGUCACUCACGCAUUACCACAACUUGACGAACAUACACUUAGACACUUUGGCCGCAACUUUUAAGAACUUGACAUUCCAGAAGUCUUUUACAGAUUGUAAUCAAAUUGUUCAAAGAGUAUACGACGUACUUGCGAUCAUAGUUUACGAAACGAAACAGCACCUGGUCUUCUUGUUCCCUUGUAAUUUUCCUCCUCCUAGUUCCUGUCUUGUUUCUGCUUGGUGAAAGCUCUUCAAAAACUUUGAGUGUUGACGUGUGCUAUGUCAUAAAAACCAGCCCCCAUGUGCCAUUAACAUGUAUGGGAGACAUAUCUCUGGGUCAGUACCUCUAAAUUUUGGGUGCUGGCUUGAGGUGGUAAUUUGACUAUGCCGACGAAAAAUGAUUUACAUGUCUGGGUUUUAGUCAUUCAUUUAUCUAUCAGAAUAUCAGACAUGUGAAUCACUAUAACAGUGAUGUUGGUUCAUUUAUCUAUCAGAAUAUCAGAUAUGUGAAUCCCUUUAACAGUGAUGUUGGUUCAUUUGUCUAUCAGAAUAUCAGACAUGUGAAUCACUAUAACAGUGAUGUUGAUUCAUUUGUCUAUCAGAAUAUCAGCCAUGUGAAUCACUUUAACAGUGAUGUUGAUUCAUUUAUCUAUCAGAAUAUCAGACAUGUGAAUCACUAUAACAGUGAUGUUGAUUCAUUUGUCUAUCAGAAUAUCAGAUAUGCGAAUCACUUUAACAGUGAUGUUGGUUCAUUUAUCUAUCAGAAUAUCAGACAUGUGAAU
Messenger RNA from Mizuhopecten yessoensis (Yesso scallop), 6345 nucleotides. Its product is annotated as tonsoku-like protein. Gene Ontology annotation, molecular function: protein binding. The coding region runs from base 251 to 4660 and encodes 1469 amino acids. The record is from RefSeq and is a predicted model, not a curated record. The transcript has 25 exons. Lineage: Eukaryota; Metazoa; Mollusca; Bivalvia; Pectinida; Pectinidae.